AUGCCUGACUUGGAAGGAAAAGUGGCCAUCAUAAUUGGUGCCUCGGCAGGCAUUGGCGAAUGCGCGGCAAAGCAUUUUGCCUCCCUCGGUUGCUGGCUCACUCUGUUUGCGCGGAACGCCGAUAAUCUAGAAAAAGCAGCAAAGGGUUGCUGCGCAUUGGGCCUUCCUCGAGACAAGGUGCUUGUCGUACCCGGAGACAUGGCGGUCGAAGAGGACUGCGAAAAUGUUGUGCAGAAGACAGUGAAUCACUUCGGAAAAAUCGACAUCCUAGGAAAUGUUGCAAAGGCUGCCCUUGGGGGACCGCAGGUUCCACGCUGUUGGCAGGCUGAGGUUCCUGAAGGGGAACUUGCUGCAGUGGCGAUGGUUGCUGUGCAGCUGUCGGCUGCGAUUCCUCACCGGAGGCAGAAGGCAUGA
Rhipicephalus sanguineus (brown dog tick) is the source of this 414-nucleotide messenger RNA. RefSeq lists its product as uncharacterized. The coding region runs from base 1 to 414 and encodes 137 amino acids. NCBI's taxonomy places the organism in Eukaryota, Metazoa, Arthropoda, Arachnida, Ixodida, Ixodidae. The transcript is spliced from 4 exons. The record is from RefSeq and is a predicted model, not a curated record.